AUGGCUUCUCAUAGACACUCAGGCCCCACCAACUACAAAGUAGGCACCAUGGCUGAGAAAACGGAUUGUCACUACUGCCGGGAGUCCCUGCAAGGGAAGAAGUAUGUGCAGAAGGAUGGCCACUACUGCUGCGUCAAGUGUUUUGACAAGUUCUGCGCCAACACCUGUGUGGAAUGCCGCAAGCCCAUUAGUGCGGAUUCCAAGGAGCUGCAUUACAAGAACCGCUACUGGCACGACACCUGUUUCCGCUGCUAUAAGUGCCUUCACCCUUUGGCCAAUGAGACCUUUCUGGCCAAGGACAACAAGAUCAUAUGCAACAAGUGUACCACUCACGAGGAUGUCCCCAAGUGCAAAGGGUGCUUCAAGACAAUUGUGGCAGGAGAUCAAAACGUGGAGUACAAGGGGACCGUCUGGCACAAAGACUGCUUCACCUGCAGCCACUGCAAACAAGUCAUUGGGACCGGAAGCUUCUUCCCUAAAGGGGAGGACUUCUACUGCGUGACUUGCCACGAGUCCAAGUUUGCCAAGCAUUGCGUGAAAUGCAAUAAGGCCAUCACAUCUGGAGGAAUCACUUACCAGGAUCAGCCCUGGCAUGCCGAUUGCUUUGUGUGUGUUACCUGCUCUAAGAAGCUGGCUGGGCAGCGUUUCACCGCUGUGGAGGACCAGUAUUACUGCGUGGAUUGCUACAAGAACUUUGUGGCCAAGAAGUGUGCUGGAUGCAAGAACCCCAUCACUGGGAAAAGGACUGUGUCAAGAGUGAGCCACCCAGUCUCUAAAGCUAGGAAGCCCCCAGUGUGCCACGGGAAACGCUUGCCUCUCACCCUGUUUCCCAGCGCCAACAUCCGGGGCAGGCAUCCGGGUGGAGAGAGAACUUGUCCCUCGUGGGUGGUUGUUCUUUAUAGAAAAAAUCGAAGCUUAGCAGCUCCUCCAGGCCCGGGUUUGGUAAAGGCUCCAGUGUGGUGGCCUAUGAAGGACAAUCCUGGCACGACUACUGUUUCCACUGCAAAAAAUGCUCCGUGAAUCUGGCCAACAAGCGCUUUGUUUUCCAUGAGGAGCAAGUGUAUUGCCCCGACUGUGCCAAAAAGCUGUAAAUUGUCAGGGGCACCGGUCCUGUAAAAUGGAAUUCCAACCUUGUUUUUUGUGUCCUCUUUCUCCCCUAGACUAUACCAUCAAUAGGGAAAGAGUGAUGUUUCACCUGCUCAAAGUUGUUUCUGUCUUUUUUUUUCUCCCAUUUUACAGUGCUACCCAAAUAAAGGGCACACAGACAUCAGACUAGGAUUUAGCAAGAAGCAACUCUGCAACACAUUUCACUUCUCUGUAGCUGCCUUGAAAAACUGCUAUCUUAGAUAGAUUGACUCUUCUGCAUGUGUAUCAUUUAGCCACUUAGUGAUGUAAGCAAGACGCAUAAGAGAUAAAACCCCCACUGAGGUGGCUGUCGUGGCUCAGCUGGGACCCACCAUGUAGUCACAUGCGUAGUCACACGACACGCAAGAGUUGUAGCGGCUGCUUCAACUCUGGCUGCUCACCCAGUUCAGUGAGCAGACCAAGUAUCUCCCACAAUGCAUGGUUUAACUUUCUCAUCCAAACUUCUUCUCAUCCUUCCUUCUGUUCUUUGUGCUUUACCAAUGACUAACACGAAUUUCCAGGAAAUUAACAUUUGAAACUUAGCUAGAGUUCUGAGCUGACCUUCCUCCAUACUAACGUUUGAUUUCCCUGUGCCGUAUGUUUUCUGAGCGUUCCUGCCUUUAAGCCUGGAACAUGCAGGUGAUUUGGAAAGUAUAGGCAGAGCUGAGAAAACGAGCCUGUUACAGAUAAACAUCGUCACAGCGGAUACUUUGGAAAGCUUAACAAAACUAACCCCCAGCACUCCUUUGUUUUAAAAAAUAUUUUUGUUGUUUUAAUGAAUAGAGAUAUAGUUUUGAGUUUUGAAACUUGCAUGAUGAUAUUUUAGCCCCCUUCAAAUGUUCCUACAGUUUUGAAUUUCAUCCCACAGAAGUAAAACUCUAG
Molecule: messenger RNA, 2007 nt
Organism: Chrysochloris asiatica (Cape golden mole)
Lineage: Eukaryota; Metazoa; Chordata; Mammalia; Afrosoricida; Chrysochloridae
Gene: FHL1
Product: four and a half LIM domains 1
Exons: 7
Coding region: 1-1020 (339 amino acids)
Biological process (GO): muscle organ development
Molecular function (GO): transmembrane transporter binding
Source: RefSeq, a predicted model, not a curated record